AUGAGUUCCAAAUAUGAAAAUGAAAGUUUUUUAUCAACAGGAUCUAAGAGAUAUUACGAAAGAGAAGAUUCUGUUUUAUUACAAAAUGACGAAGAUGAAUAUAUUAAUAACGGAAGAGUGAAUAAAUACAAUUAUGAGAAAAAAUUGAAAUAUCAUGAAAAACUUUUUAAUAAAAAGAGAAAUAAAAAGUGGAAUUAUUUUAUAAUAUUUUUUUUAGGAAUAUGUUUUGGUUUUGCAAUAUGGCCUUUUUUUAUGACUAUUAUAACUUAUAAGUUAUUUUAUACAGAUCACUAUAACAAUUCAAAUUAUAGAACAAACAACUCAUCUACAUCACUAAAAGAUUAUGGAAAUGAGAAAAAUAAAAAAAAUGAUACAAAAGUAGCUAUGAAAGAUCAAUCAAAAAAAAAUGUAUCUCCUCAUUUUAAACCUAUAAGAUUUGAUGAAAUAGCAGGGAUAGAUGAAUCUAAGUUAGAAUUGUUAGAGGUAGUUGAUUUCAUUAAAAAUAGAGAAAAAUAUCAUCAAAUGGGAGCAAGAAUGCCUAAAGGAGUUUUGUUAGUUGGUCCACCAGGUUCAGGAAAAACUAUGUUAGCUAGAGCAGUAGCAACAGAAGCUAAUGUUCCAUAUAUUUAUACUUCAGGACCCGAAUUUAUAGAGAUAUAUGUAGGACAAGGUGCUAAAAGAAUUAGACAAUUAUUUGCACAUGCAAGGUCAGUUGCACCUUCUAUUGUUUUUAUUGAUGAAAUUGAUGCUAUUGGAGGAAAAAGAAGCUCUGGUUCUAUAAAUGGUGGUGGUCAAAGGGAACACGAUCAAACUUUAAACCAACUAUUAGUGGAAAUGGACGGAUUUAGUAAUAGUGUACAUAUCAUGGUAAUAGGUGCAACUAAUAGAAUAGAUACUCUUGAUAGUGCUUUACUUAGACCUGGUAGAUUUGAUAGAAUAGUUUAUGUUCCUUUACCAGAUAUAAAUGGUAGAAAAAGAAUUCUCGAAAUAUAUAUUAAAAAAAUAAAAAGUGAUUUAAAAGAAGAAGAUAUUAUAAAAAUAGCUAGAUUAACUCCUGGAUUUUCAGGGGCUGAUUUAGAAAAUGUAGUAAAUGAAGCUACCAUAUUAGCAACAAGAAAUAAAAAGAGUUUAGUUACAAUUAAUGAAUUAUUUGAAGCUAGAGAUAAAGUUUCUAUGGGUCCAGAAAGAAAAUCAUUAAGACAAUCUGAACAUCAAAGAAGAAUUACCGCUUAUCAUGAAGCUGGUCAUGCUAUUGUUGCAUAUUUCCUCCAUCCCAAAACAGAUCCUAUUCAUAAAGCAACUAUUAUUUCAAGAGGAAAUGCUCUUGGAUAUGUAGAACAAAUACCAGUUGAUGACAGACAUAAUUAUUUUAAAAGUCAAAUGGAAGCAAAACUAGCAGUUUGCAUGGGAGGAAGAACUGCAGAAGAAAUUGUUUUUGGAAAAUCAGAAACAAGCAGUGGUGCUUCUAGUGAUAUUUCUAGAGCUACUGAAAUUGCCUACAAAAUGGUUACAGAAUGGGGAAUGUCUGAUAAAUUAGGACCUUUAAAUUAUAAAAAAAGAAUGGGUGAUGGAUACUCUUCCAAUAGAUUAUCAGCUCAAACUAUUUCUACCAUAGAAACAGAAGUAAAAAAUUUAGUAGAAAAAGGUAAAAGUUUAUCGGAAGAAAUAUUAAGAAAACAUAGAAAGGAAUUAGAUAAUUUAGCCUUUGCAUUACUGGAUAAAGAAACCUUAUCAGGAGAGGAAAUAAAAAAUAUUAUUGAUCCUAAUAAUUCAAAAAAUUAUUCAAAUGAUAUUCACUAUUUUAGUAAUAAUACUCAAAACGAUCAAACAAAUAAUAAUAAUAAUAAUAGUAAUAAUAAUAAUAAUAAUAACAACAACAACAAUAAUAAUAAUAACAACAACAACAAUAAUAAUAAUAAUAGUAAUAAUAAUAACAACAACAACAAUAAUAAUAAUAAUAAUAAUAAUAAUAAUAAUAAUAAUAAUAAUAAUAAUAAUAAUAAUAAUAAUAAUAAUAAUAAUAAUAAUGAUACAAACAUGAAUAAUCAUAUUAAACAAAGUACACAAACUAAAGAAAAUAAUCAAACACAUACUAAUGGAUACAAUAAUACAUAUGGAAAUGAGAUAAAUGAAAAUAAAGAAAUAACAAAUAAUAAUGAUCAUAUAAAUGAUAUCAGCGAUAAUUUUGAUGAAGUAAGUAAAAAGGAAGACAUAAAAGGUUAUCAUAAAAUAUUAAAUGAAGGAAAACAUUCAAAAGUAAUGAAUGGAAGCCCUUCUAACAAUGAAAAUGAUAUGGAAUUGGAGAAUAAUCAGAAACAUUAUUCAAAUGAAAAUUUGAUAAACACUCAUGAUGAGACAAUGAAUAAAAGUACAAACAGAAACGAAUUAGUGAAUAUAGGUAGAAACAAAAAAAAAAACGAAAAAUACAGUAUUAGUAAUGAUAAAAAUAAAGUAGAUAAUAUAAGAGAACAUGUAAGAAAUAACAUUAAAAAUUUAAAAAAAAAUUACUCUAAAAAUCCUAAUAAAAAAAGAAAUAAAUUAUUAAAGAUAAUUAAUGAGCACAAGCCAUCUAUAAAGGAAAAUGAAAUAAAUAAUGAAAAAGUAGAAAUUAAUAAAAAAGAAUUGGAAAAAUUUGAUCAAAAUAAUUCCAAAAAUUAUAUUUCUAAAAAUAAUAAUAAUAUUGUAAAAAAUAUAAAUGAACUUCAUGAAUCUAUACUUUCUGAAAAGGAUAACAAUGAUGAUUUUGUAAAAACAAAAGAACUAACUUUUGAUAAAUUUCAUGAAUUAAUAGACACAUCCCAUAUUAAAAAUAUUGACGAAAUGAAAAAGUUUAACAUUUUUGAACAUAAUUUAAAUAAAUUAUUUUUAUUUGAUAUUUUUAAUAAUUAA
This is a messenger RNA of Plasmodium gallinaceum, 2889 nucleotides long. It is a transcript of the gene FTSH1, whose product is annotated as ATP-dependent zinc metalloprotease FTSH 1, putative. Gene Ontology annotation, molecular function: metalloendopeptidase activity; ATP-dependent peptidase activity; ATP hydrolysis activity. Lineage: Eukaryota; Apicomplexa; Aconoidasida; Haemosporida; Plasmodiidae. The transcript has a single exon. Gene Ontology annotation, cellular component: membrane; chloroplast thylakoid. Bases 1 to 2889 code for a protein of 962 amino acids. The record is from RefSeq and is a predicted model, not a curated record. Gene Ontology annotation, biological process: proteolysis.